AUGCUCCAAGCUGGUCAUAUUACUCCUUCACAUAGUCCUUGGGCAUCUCCAAUCGUAUUAUCCCCUAAAAAAGAUGGUACACUCAGAUUUUGUGUUGAUUAUCGAAAGUUGAAUGCUAAUACAAUUCGUACAGCAUAUCCUAUGCCUCGAGUUGACGAUACCCUUGAUUCACUCAGGGAAGCAAAAUUCAUAUCUACUCUUGACCUUCGAUCGGGAUACUGGCAGGUUGAAAUUGAUCCUGAAAGUCGUAAUAAAACAGCGUUUAUUACUCAUCGCGGCCUCUAUGAAUUUUUAGUCAUGCCUUUUGGACUGUCUAAUGCUCUUGCCACAUUUCAGAGAUUAAUGGAUCUUAUCUUAGCUGGAAUAAAAUGGCAGUCAUGUCUUGUCUAUAUAGAUGAUAUUGUCGUAUUCUCUUCCACCUUUGAACAACAUCUUAAAGAUUUAUCCUCUGUCUUUGAUCGUCUCAAAACUGCUGGACUUACUCUUAAAGCCUCAAAAUGUAAUUUUUGUAGAAAAGAAUUAAAGUACUUAGGACAUAUUAUUACUCCUGACGGUAUUAAACAUGAUCCCGGUCUAAUCGACUCCGUGAAACGUUUUCCUCAACCUACACGAUUAAAAGAUAUUCAAUCAUUUUUAGGCUUAACUGGAUAUUACAGAAAAUUUAUAAAAGAUUACGCUAAAAUAUCCGAACCUCUCCUCGCUAAAAUACGCUCUCAUCAAAAUUCUAAACGUCCACCAAAUAACAUAGAAUGGUCUGUUGAAUGUACUAUAGCCUUUGAACGAUUAAAAACUGCACUUACUCAGGCUCCUAUACUUCGAACUGCAAAUUUUAAUGAACAUUUCAUUUUGGAAACAGAUGCCUGUGAUUAUGGUCUUGGUGCUGUCCUUACUCAAGAAUAUGAUAAUAAAAAAUUUGUUAUUGCUUACGCUAGCCGAACUCAAACAACAGCUGAGAGAAAUUAUUUUCCUACAGAAAAAGAAGCUCUAGCUAUUUAUUGGGCCACCAAACAUUUUCGGCCCUAUUUAGAAGGUACAAAAAUCUAUAUUCGAUCUGAUUAUAGGGCACUACAAUGGCUUCUUGAAACAAAAGAUUCGUCUGGACGAUUAGCUCGAUGGGCAAUAAGUCUAUCAGCAUUUAACAUUACAAAUAUGACUGAACGAGUCAAUAGAAAUCUUAAACCAAUGUUAGCACAAUAUGCUCAAGAAAAACCACAAUCAUGGGAUCAACAUCUAUCGAAACUUGCUUUUUCUAUUCGAACUUCAGUAAAUGAAACAACAGGUGAUACACCAGCAUAUCUUAAUUUUGGACUCAAUCGUUUCUCAUUCUUACCAUCUUCCAAUGAAACUAAUCCCUCUACCAUCUCAUCAACAAUAUCCUCAUCGAAAGAAAAUUCUACUCCUGAUACUUUGGCAUCACAUGUCUCACAUAUAAUUGCACCAGCACAAUCAAAUAAAACAUUAAAACGGCAAUUAUCUCAUGAAACAAUAAUUCCACAACCACUUAUGUCAUUACAACUUGACGUUAAUGAACCACCACUUCACAAUGCUCUUGCUAAUCAAAUUCCUCUUAUGUCAUUCUAUGCUCCCCCAUGCUCAACUAAACCCCAUCCUCAAUCACACCGUCGACCACCUCUUCAACGUAAACCACGUUUAUACAGCACAGUCUGUAGUCAAGCACCACAAGCAAACACUAAUACAAGUCAACACGUCACCAAUCAUCGCUCUGAUACAUCGUCAACAACCUUCAACACCAUCAACUCAUCAACACAACAACAGGAACACGCGACAGUCUUCUCACCAAACCACGAUCAACCAUCUCCUGGAUUAUCAAGUGGUUUUAAUACCAAGAUGAUCGAAUUAUCAUAG
Rotaria sp. Silwood1 is the source of this 1866-nucleotide messenger RNA. Lineage: Eukaryota; Metazoa; Rotifera; Eurotatoria; Philodinida; Philodinidae. The record is from the annotation of a GenBank genome assembly.